Marmota monax (woodchuck) is the source of this 2681-nucleotide messenger RNA. It is a transcript of the gene Pgp, whose product is annotated as phosphoglycolate phosphatase. The coding region runs from base 22 to 987 and encodes 321 amino acids. The record is from RefSeq and is a predicted model, not a curated record. Gene Ontology annotation, molecular function: sn-glycerol 3-phosphatase activity. NCBI's taxonomy places the organism in Eukaryota, Metazoa, Chordata, Mammalia, Rodentia, Sciuridae. The transcript has 2 exons. Gene Ontology annotation, cellular component: cytoplasm.
CGGUGACGGCGGCGGGCGGCCAUGGCGAAGGCGGAGGCCGGCGGCGACGACGCCCGCUGCGUACUGCUGAGCGCCGAGCGGGCCCAGGCGCUGCUGGCCGACGUGGACACGCUGCUGUUCGACUGCGACGGCGUGCUGUGGCGCGGCGAGACAGCCGUGCCUGGCGCGCCCGAGACCCUGAGGGCGCUGCGGGCCCGCGGCAAGCGCCUGGGUUUCAUCACCAACAACAGCAGCAAGACGCGCGCGGCCUACGCCGAGAAGCUGCAGCGUCUGGGCUUCGGAGGCCCUGCAGGGCCCGGCGCGGGCCUGGAAGUCUUCGGCACGGCCUACUGCACCGCGCUCUACCUGCGCCAGCGCUUGGCCGGCGCGCCGGCCCCAAAGGCCUACGUGUUGGGCAGCCCGGCCCUGGCCGCGGAGCUGGAGGCCGUGGGCGUCGCCAGCGUGGGCGUGGGGCCCGAGCUACUGCGGGGCGACAGCCCAGCCGACUGGCUAGCCGAGCCGCUGGAGGCGGACGUGGGCGCUGUGGUGGUGGGCUUCGACCCGCACUUCAGCUACAUGAAGCUCACCAAGGCUGUGCGCUAUCUGCAGCAGCCCGGCUGCCUGCUUGUGGGCACCAACAUGGACAACCGGCUACCCCUGGAGAAAGGCCACUUCAUCGCGGGUACCGGCUGUCUGGUUCGAGCGGUGGAGAUGGCCGCCCAACGUCAGGCCGACAUCAUUGGGAAGCCCAGCCGCUUCAUCUUCGACUGCGUGUCCCAGGAGUACGGCAUCAACCCGGAACGCACCGUCAUGGUGGGGGACCGUCUGGACACAGACAUCCUCCUGGGCGUCACCUGUGGCUUGAAGACCAUCCUGACUCUGACUGGAGUCUCUACACUCGAGGAUGUGAAGAGUAAUCAGGAAAGUGACUGCAUGUCUAAGAAGAAAAUGGUCCCUGACUUCUAUGUUGACAGCAUAGCCGACCUCUUGCCCGCCCUUCAAGGUUAAAGAUUUAGUGUCUUUAAUCUCCAGAAUAAAAAAAGAAAUUCAAAAUCACUUAACCAAAUCAAUAGGUGGAGCUUAGGCAUCCACUCAUGUAGGUGACCACAGAGUGUAAUUGGAGUUAAGCAAAAGUGUUUGUUAGUUUUGUAAGUAAAUGUUCCGGGGGCAAUGUUGUUUACAGAUGCUUAUAUUUUAAGAUGCACUUUUAAUCUUUGAAGGCAUUGUGGGGAUAGGUCCUGGGCCUUGGAUGUGUUGGCAAGGGCAGGCAUAGCAUCUGUCCAGGAUUCAGGUAACUUCAGGCCCUGCUGAUAAUAAUGAGGCAGGUCUAGGAGUGUGUCAUGUAUUUGACAGAAAAUUUUAUUCAGGGAUUAAGCCCCCUUGAAGGGCAGAGGGGCAAUGGGGCUGAUUAUUGUGACUGUUGUGAAACAUUUGUACAGAACAGACCAGGCUUCUAACCCCCACCCUGCAUGGUCAUGCAGCAGAGGAGCAGCUGCUGUGUCCCAGCUCCUCACCUGCAAGGCGGGAAUGGAGGAAGGGGCUACUCCCAAGUGGUGUCACCCUGUGUUUGAGGUGUGAGGUGUUGCCCUUACCACCCUCCACCCUCCCCUGCUUCCUUGAAAACCACUUUGAUGUCACAAUUGUCUGUUCCAUUUCAAAUGCUCAGGGCUGCGGCUCCUCAUAUACAGCUGCCCAGUUCUGUAAAAUCAGCCCAGCUAAACCUUGGCUAUCUCAAGUGUGCAUUUAAACCCAGGUGACUCAGACUGAGUGUAUUGUCGGCUGAGGGGCCAAGUGGGCAUGGAUGCCUUUGCUGCAGUCUGGGCUGCUAUACAGGGAGCUCAGAGCAGCAUUGGUACCAAAAAUAAUAAUUUUUUUCAACUUGUGAACAACUUUGUCAAGUGGUAAAUUGAAUCUUUAAAUGUCUCAUAGAGAAAAUCCCACUGAAGGCUGCAUGCCCUGCAAGCAGCAGCACAGCUAAAGGCAUGUACUACUCAAGGACUGCCUGUCAUCUGGGGCACCUUCUUGGUGGGGAAGGAGAGAGGUCCCUAAGAAUAGGAAUUUCUUUUACAAAGCAUCCAGUCUUUUCCUAUUCUCCUGUCUCCUGGGUUUGGGUGGGGUUAGAUAUCAGUAGCCCAUGAGACCACCUCUCUUGGCCCUGGACUCCCUUGUUGAUGGCCAGUGGGAGGAUUGGCAGAGCCCACCAGCCAGCCAGGGGUUCUUGACAGGGGCUCUGGCCUUUUCUGUCUGUUCACUGGUUUGCUGACCUUUAGCAGCCUGCUGAGUAGACUCAGCAGCAUUUGCAGGGCAGAGCUGGGAAGCUGUUCCUUUCUGCUGACUCCUUCCUGGUGCCUUGCCCUGCACCCAGUGGCUUCUCUCCCAGCCUUGUGGUCAUGGUACUCCUUAAUCUGUUCACCAAGUUCUCAGAGCAAUAAAGGGUAUUCCAUCCCUGCAGCUGCUCCUGGCCAAGGUGGUUGGGCUGGGGCCAUGCCUGUAAGGUUGGUGGUGCUGACGUUGGCUCUGCAAGGUCGGCUCAAGGUGGGUCUGGAUAUUGAGCAGGCCUGUCAGGGCAUUGUCACCCACACCAGGAGCACAUGGCAGGUGCAGCAGCCAGCAAUGCCUCCCUCUUCUGGGAGCCUGUGUGCACCCCAUCUCUGGCCCCUUGCACUGUGUGAACCCAAAUGCACAUUAAACUCUCAAACCCA